Ichthyophthirius multifiliis is the source of this 729-nucleotide messenger RNA. RefSeq lists its product as hypothetical. The record is from RefSeq and is a predicted model, not a curated record. The transcript is spliced from 2 exons. Lineage: Eukaryota; Ciliophora; Oligohymenophorea; Hymenostomatida. Gene Ontology annotation, molecular function: metal ion binding; lactoylglutathione lyase activity.
AUGUUUUUAACAUUUUCUGACUUAUUAGCCCCAUUUAAAGUUAUACAAAGCAAAAACAAAUUAUCUGCUUAAGAAUAAGAAUAAUUAGAAAAAUAAAAAUCAAUUACCGAAGGUGAAAAAUAAGUUAAAAAAUUAGCAAACAUCGAGCGUGGAGUAAUUCUCGGAGAAUACGGCAACUAAUGGACAAAACUUCAUUGGGACAUGAAUAUUGAUAGAAGAGGAUUAGGCCGUAAUAUUUCCCAUUCAAAUCACAUUGCUUUAGUUGUUAGUGACAUUGGAGCUUCCACUUAUUUCUAUUCCGAUAUAUUAGGUUUGUAAUAAAUUGAAAGACCUAACUUUGAUAGACACGGAGCUUGGUUUACAAUGGGAAAUAUUGAAUUACAUUUAAUAAAAGGUAUGCCAUGUGUACCUUUUGGAGAUGAUUUAUUAGUAGGACAUAUCGCAUUGGAAGUAUAUGAUGCAGAUGUUGUUUUAGAAAGACUUAAAAAAUUCUAACCUAUGAUAGAUUUCCAAAUGAAUGUUUCUGUACCGACUGCUCAUGAAAAAAGUGUUGUUAAAUAAUUCUUUUUAAGAGAUCCUGAUGGUUAUUAUGUUGAAAUUUCUAAUACUUAAGUUUUGACCGAAUUUUGUUUCGGAUCUUGUUUGAAUAAAAAUAGAAUAAAAAAAGGAUACGAAGAAGCAGUGAUGAAAAACUAAAAUUUCCGGAGAUGUAAUUUAGUCCGAAAAUGA